Molecule: messenger RNA, 1324 nt
Organism: Orussus abietinus
Lineage: Eukaryota; Metazoa; Arthropoda; Insecta; Hymenoptera; Orussidae
Exons: 7
Coding region: 127-1290 (387 amino acids)
Source: RefSeq, a predicted model, not a curated record
UCGAGAAUAUUGUAAAUAACUUUGAUAACCAAAUUAGGAGAAUAUUUUCAGGGAUAAUUUGAGUAUUUUUAGUUCCCCGCUUGCUGGAAAAGAAUCAAAGACUCUUGUCGAAUAUAAUUUCGAAGAAUGGUAAAGCCGAGAAAGAAGAAAGCAAGCAAAACUAGGUCUGAAACUGAAAAUAGCUCCCAAUCGGUGGAACCAACUGACGAGAAUGUUAUGACUGAACGGAAACCCCAAGAAGAUAUUGCAGAGCCGGUUUUGUUGCCAACACCUCCCACAAUAUAUUUGGAUUCACUUCCGGAUUCAUUAAAAAAUCUUACGGGCAUUAAAGUCAAGAUCCAAAAUGAAGAAACUCAGCAUAUGAUAGAGUUCCUAGGAAACUUGUUGGGAAUUUUUGACUACAAGACCAACAUGAUAAGCUUUUGGUUUCUGGACACAAUAGCUCUUCAAGUCCUGCAAACUAAAGAACAAUUGACUGAUCAUUACCGGGGCAUUCUAAUCAGCUGGCUAGUAGGAGAGAUGAAUUAUAUCCGAGAGAAAAGAUGCUCAAGGGAAGAGUUCUUUCAUAACAUGGAGGAUGUGUUUUUGCAAAUGGAACAACGAUUGCUCGCUGGAAAACCAUUGUUCUAUUGGGAAGAAAUCAUGCCCGAAAAUAAAAUGGACGAAAUGAACGAAACAAUUCAUCGGAGUUCAUCCGUUUUAAAAAAUCCAAAACGGCGUGUCAACUUGAAAGAUGAGAACAACAAACAUGGAGAGGACAGCAUUUUUAAACUGACGAGCAAUUCGAGGCGAGAAAAUAUGUCAAAGGGAGAAGGACUUGAAGAUAUUAUUCAGCUGUCGAAGGAAGAAAUUACAAUUGAUGUACAUAAUGUUUUGGACACAUUGAUAUCGGCGACAUACGACAUGUAUGGAAACGAAUUUCGCUAUGACCUGAUCCAAACUGUUAUUGUCGAACCAGUGGAAGUACAUACAUACAGAAUUCCUUACACCUUUAGAAAACCGAGACCUGUAAAGAUAACUGAAAUUGGAGAAACAUUACAAUUAUCAAUACAUCAGACGUUAUCGCAACUUCAUACAGAAUCACAGGAAAAUAAAGUGAAAAAACCGAAAACUAAUAAAGGUAAAACAGCAAGCAAAAAACAAGUUAAAAAGAACUCCAUUAUGGAAAUCGUACCUCCACCGCCAUCAUUAACAGACGAAGAACUUUUGCGGAAGAAACGAGAAUAUAUUUUGCCUUUGAUGGACGCUAAAGAGGCAAGCGACGUAUUAAAAAUGUUUGACGAUGUUUAAAUAUUGCAAAAACGUAUGAGUAUAAUAAACGGAA